Messenger RNA from Rana temporaria (common frog), 3218 nucleotides. It is a transcript of the gene SLC7A2, whose product is annotated as solute carrier family 7 member 2. The record is from RefSeq and is a predicted model, not a curated record. Gene Ontology annotation, cellular component: plasma membrane. Bases 254 to 2227 code for a protein of 657 amino acids. Gene Ontology annotation, biological process: transmembrane transport; amino acid transport. The transcript has 12 exons. Gene Ontology annotation, molecular function: amino acid transmembrane transporter activity. Lineage: Eukaryota; Metazoa; Chordata; Amphibia; Anura; Ranidae.
CUGGUUAGCAAAUCAUAUCCUGUGAAGCUCCCAUUGGACAGUGCAGGGCUGAGUUUUUAAGUUGUCACAUUGAUUGAAAUAGACACAUCCUACUCCACAUGGUUUAUACAGCACACAGUGAGCACGUAGGACCUCAUUAGACUGGACACAACUCCAGGAUAGGAUAUCUGAUCUGUUCCUCUCCUUGCAGCAUCUGAAUUCUGAAUAGGAAAAUAACUUCCAAAGGGGUUUUGUUUAGAGUGAAGAUAUCAUCAUGGUUCCAUGUGGACCAGUGUUGUCAUUAGCACGAAGUGUACUUCGAAGGAAGAUUGUAACAUUGGACAGUCUUGAGGAUUCCAAACUAUGUCGCUGCCUUUCUACUGUGGACCUGAUUGCUCUUGGAGUUGGAAGCACUCUCGGGGCUGGAGUCUAUGUUCUCGCUGGAGAAGUUGCCAAGUCGAACUCUGGUCCUAGCAUUGUGCUUUCCUUCCUCAUUGCUGCACUAGCUUCUGUAAUGGCAGGUCUCUGCUAUGCUGAAUUUGGAGCCCGCGUGCCAAAGACUGGCUCUGCAUACCUUUAUACAUAUGUCACAGUGGGGGAACUCUGGGCUUUUAUUACGGGCUGGAAUCUCAUUUUAUCUUAUGUCAUUGGCACUUCCAGUGUAGCAAGAGCAUGGAGUGGUACAUUUGAUGAACUUCUGGGGAAGCAGAUUGGCGUGUUUUUUAGAACCUAUUUUAGGAUGAAUUCCCCUGGCCUGGCUGAAUACCCUGACUUUUUUGCAGUUUGUCUUAUUUUGCUUUUGUCAGGAUUGUUGUCUUUUGGCGUGAAAGAAUCUGCCUGGGUGAACAAGGUGUUCACAGCUAUCAAUGUGCUUGUCCUCUUGUUUGUGAUGAUUGCUGGGUUUGUGAAAGGAGAUCUCCACAACUGGAAGAUAACAGAGUCGUUUCUCCAGAAUAUCUCUGCUCCUCCAGGAAAUUUUGUGUCCUAUGAAAAUGUGACAAGUAAACACGGUGUCGGAGGCUUCAUGCCAUAUGGAAUGACUGGGAUGCUGGCCGGAGCUGCUACUUGCUUCUACGCCUUCGUUGGAUUUGACUGCAUUGCAACAACCGGGGAGGAAGUACGGAAUCCACAGAAAGCAAUACCCAUUGGAAUUGUGACCUCUCUGCUGGUGUGCUUUAUGGCGUAUUUUGGAGUAUCAGCAGCUCUGACCCUAAUGAUGCCAUAUUACUUGCUGGAUGAGAAGAGCCCACUGCCUGUUGCAUUUGAGUAUGUUGGCUGGGGUCCUGCCAAAUAUGUUGUGGCUGUUGGUUCUCUUUGUGCCCUCUCAACCAGUCUGCUCGGAUCCAUUUUUCCAAUGCCCCGUGUAAUCUAUGCUAUGGCGGAGGAUGGCUUGCUUUUCAAAUUCCUAGCUCAGAUCAGUCCCAGGACGAAGACCCCUGUAAUUGCCACCCUGUCGUCUGGUGCAGUGGCAGCCAUAAUGGCGUUUCUGUUCGACCUGAAAGCUUUGGUUGACAUGAUGUCCAUCGGAACACUCCUGGCCUAUUCUCUUGUGGCAGCCUGUGUUCUUAUUCUCCGGUAUCAGCCUGGAUUGGGAUAUGAGAAACCUAAAGGUGCUCCAGAGAAAGAAAUGUUAUCUGCAUCAGAAAGGGAAUCAAUGAUGAACGAGUCUCAAAUCAUGAUGCUACAAGAACAAAGAUUUAGUUUUCAUUCUCUUCUCUACCCUGCCAGUGUGCCAACAGAACAGUCUGCCUCUGUGGUCAGCAUACUAGUGGGGCUGCUAGCAUGUAUUAUUUGUGCAUUAAGUGUCUUGACGACGUAUGCAGUGACAGCAAUAGCCAAUUUGGAGGCAUGGAGUAUCGCUCUUCUUGCAAUAUUCGUCAUACUCAUCUGCUUUAUUGUGUUUAUCAUCUGGAGGCAACCACAGAACCAACAUAAAGUUGCUUUCAUGGUUCCGCUCCUACCUUAUCUGCCAGUUUUUAGCGUACUGGUAAAUGUUUAUUUAAUGGUGCAGCUAAGUGGUGACACCUGGAUAAGGUUUAGCGCCUGGAUGGCUCUUGGUUUUCUGAUUUACUUUGCUUAUGGCAUUAGACAUAGUCUUGAAGGGAAACCCAAAAAAGAAGAUGAUGAUGAUGAUGGUGAUUCAGAAAACAGUGGUAUGGAAGAAAAAACUCCAGAAAAGGAAAAUGAAGAGGAAAAUGCCAAAGAAAGUGACCAUUUUAUUUUACGUGAAAGGACAAGUGAAUGCUAGUGAUUAGCAAGUCUUGAAAGAAUAGAAGAGGCCUCUUUCAUGCCGCACACUGCACCUGCAUUAGGAUAAGUUGUCCAGUGUUUGAUAUUAAAAGAACUGUGUGCAAAAUGCUGGAACGAUGACAGAUCACAGUGGGAUAGAACUCUUUUCUGUGGAUCCAUGUGUUCUACCAAAAAUAACAUAGUUGUAACUCUGUUUUCCAUGUCUCCGUAGAAAUAUGAGAGGUGUUUUGAGGUCUUGCUGCUAAAUUGCUUUAUUUUAAGUGUACAUAUCAUACUGUGCAAGAGCUUUUCAGCGACUGAAUGAAAGUUAAAAUGUGAGAAGCUCAAAUAGAAAAAUGAUUUUUGUUACUUUUUUUUUUUUUAAUUAGGCAGCAUGCCACAUUCCCGAACGUCUUUUUUUAAUUUAAAUUGAAUGUACAAACAUAGCUUAUUUUUUUUAUUAGCACUAGUUUAUUAUUGUUAUUGGGAUAAUCACCUUCAAAUCUACACAACAGAUGUUUCUCAGGAAUGAUUUUUACUUUUUUAAAUGAGUCUUAACUUUGCAUUGGGAAACUUGCUUGCAGCGUUAAGGUAAUUAUAUCUACUGAGCUAGCAAGUAUGCCCAUGCAUAUAUACAGGGGCUGGACUGAUUGUAGUAUUUCCCAGUUUUUUAAAUAAUGCAAAGCCAUAACCUUGUAACCUUUUCUCACUCAAUAUGAAACAUCUCUAAUAUCGACAUUAAUCUAUAGAUGGGUUACAAUCUUUUUUAUGCAUUAUCACCACUGCCUUAUGAGAAGUCAGUACUGCGCAAUGUUUUUUACAGUUAAAUAAAACUUAGUAUCCCAUACUUACCAAGAAGCCAGGUCAGAUAUGACUGACAGUCAUUAUUUCCAAUGGUCUGAACCAUCCAGCAGUUUAAUUUUGUUGAUAUGCAGUGUGAGCAUGUCAUACAAAAGAAUCCUGAGGUAACAGAAUAAACACAUCAUCAUUUUCUAAAAUGUUUAACCAUU